AUGGCCAGAAAAAUCGAAUGGACCCAAGUCGGUGUUUCCUCAGGACCCACAUUUCUUUCCCCAGGCUGGAUUUCCGGUAAGGAUAGCGAGCUGUUGUUCACGUCCGGGUGUGUUGGUAACGAUGCUUCCGGUCAAUACCCUGAGGACGUCGAAACGCAGACCAGAAACGCCUUGGAAAACCUAAAGCGAGUUUUGGCUGCCGGCUCCACCGAUUUCGACCAUGUGCUGAAAGUUCUAUUAUUCGUUUCCGAUGGAUCUACCGCUGCCACCGUCAACAAGGUCUACCAGGAAUACUUUCCCGGUAGCCCAUCUCGUAGUUGUAUCGUUGUCAGCUUUCCAGACACUAGAAUCAAGGUCGAACUUGAGUGUAUCGCUGAAGUGCCUGGUAAAUGA
Lachancea lanzarotensis is the source of this 393-nucleotide messenger RNA. Its product is annotated as LALA0S08e02718g1_1. Lineage: Eukaryota; Fungi; Ascomycota; Saccharomycetes; Saccharomycetales; Saccharomycetaceae. The coding region runs from base 1 to 393 and encodes 130 amino acids. The transcript has a single exon. Gene Ontology annotation, cellular component: cytosol. Gene Ontology annotation, molecular function: deaminase activity. The record is from RefSeq and is a predicted model, not a curated record.